AGAACCAAAGAAGAUAAGUCAGAGCACUUAACUCAGAAUCGAACAAAUGUGAGUUACCUUUCUGAUAUCGAUAAAACAGGCACUGCAUUGUGGGAAAUCAAGUCAUCGUUGUCCUUCGCCAUGGGAAUGUGGAAUUCUCAUAUUCUACGUGGCUUUCGGUAAAGUCACGUAGAUAGAAAUAUCCUCGCUGGCUCAGUGGCAGAUGCAGGUGAACGCCUCCUGACGUCUUACUGGAGCAGGGAGACAGUAUCUUUGCGGUCUUGCGUUUUAUUUCUACAUUCUAGAAUUUCUUUUCACACAUUUCGUGUUUUUGUCGGGUUGUAUAUUGUUGUGUUAUCGACUUCUGGUGGAUCAAGGAGAGCCCGUAUCAUGAUUUAUCAAGGAUAUCCAGGAGCAGUACCUAGUGAAAAUAAUUGGGUAAAAACAUUCUGGUCGGCAGAAUAAGCAAAAAACACGUUUGCAAACUAAAACAAAUAAAUUAUUAAUCGCAAUACCGUAGUCUGCGCGGAUAAGAACAACAGGUCUUAGCUACACUGGAACGGGUUAAUAGGUCAAUGUCAGGAUCAGUUGAUAGCCCUAAUGGCAACAGAUGCAUUGUACACGGUAUUUAAACAAACAUCAACUACGCCAAUGAUCAUGAUAGGAGUCACAGUGAUGGCUACAGCAGUGAAAAUGACGAUGACAGCGGAAAUAAGGAUAGAAGUGAUAACUGCAGUGAUGGAGGUUGUAAUGCUGGCGAUGAUGUCCGCUGUUGAUGGUGGACAUGAAAAUUGUGCAUUUGACGAUGAACCUGGAAUAAUCGUCAUCAUUAUGGAGUUGAUAUUGAUGAUGAUGAUUAUAACGGUGGCAAUGAUGGCAGUAAUAACAUUGCUGAUGGUGCUGAUCGUGGAUAUAAUUACGGCAUAAUAUUGAUGGUGGCAAUCAACAUGGUGCUAGUGAUGAAAUUGAUGAUUACGUUAGAGAUGGUGGUGAUGGUGGUGAUACCAUUGAUGAUGGUUGUGAUGCUAGUGAUGAUCAUGCUAAUUUUGAUGAUAGUUGUGUAAAUGUCAAUGGUCAUGAUGAUGAUAAUAUUAGGACUGGUGAUGCCAGAAAUUAACAUGAAUUCCAGUGGCAGUGGUUUAAAUUAUGUCCGUGUGAAUGAAAAUAGUGGUCUUGAAGGUGAUGAUUGUGAUAAUGCAGAUAAUAGUGGUACAUAUGAUAAUGAAGAUGUUGGGGAUGCAGCUUCUGUUGUUACUGCUGAUGAUGACGAUGAUAAAAAUUCUGGUGUAGAUGACGCAAUGCUGAUCCGGCUGAUGCUGAUAAAACCUGCUGCUUAUAUUGCUUCUGACGGUGUUGUAGGGUGAUGCCAGUGAUGAUGAUGACGAUGCUGACGAUGAUGAACGUGCAAUGCGUAGGCCUCGCGUCUCGACGGAGAGUGGACAGCUCGUGUUCCACACGGGCAAUGGCAAAGCCAUCGAGUUCCGUACGGGGACCGGAGGGGAAGUGCGGAUCGGGGAUAUCAGCCUCUCCGAGUCUCUGACACAGGUGCGGGCCAACCAGAAAGACAUCGUCGACCUGAAGGCCGGAGCGACGGGCGUUAAUGUGACGGCAGCGCUCCACCAGCUGGACGUCAAGAUAGAAACCCUGAAUGGCAAGGUGACCACGAUUGAGCAGGACGUGGGCCUCACGGCGUGCGGCUCCAGCCCCUGCGCGAACGGGGCGCACUGCAUCAACCUGUACAAGUCCUUCUACUGCGUGUGCCCCAGCAACUGGAAGGGCACGCGGUGCAAUGAGGACGUGAACGAGUGUCAGAUCUACACCGGCACACCCAUGGGGUGUCAGAACGGAGGCACCUGUCACAACACCCCCGGGACCUACAGCUGUACCUGCACGCCCGAGUUCACGGGUCCUCACUGCGUCACCAAGUUCGACGACUGCCAGGCCGGCUCGCAGGCGCUGUGUGUGCACGGCGUGUGUGUAGAUGGCGUCAGGAUCAACCCCAACGAGCCCCGGUUCGAGUGCAUCUGCGAGAGCGGCUACACGCAGCCCGGCGCGGGGGGGGGCCCCGCGUGCAGCGCCGACCUGGACGAGUGUGCGCAGCCCAUCCCGCCCUGCUCCUCCAACCCUCCCGUCAGCUGCUUCAACACCGUGGGCUCCUUCUACUGCGGGGCCUGCCCCAGCGGCUGGCAGGGGAACGGCUACAGCUGCACGGAUGUGAAUGAGUGCGCGACGGGGAACGGGGGGUGCUCCACGGUGCCACCCGUGCAGUGUCUCAACACCAUGGGCUCGUACCACUGUGGGCCCUGCCCCUCCGGCUACGAGGGCGACGGGCGAACGUGCACGGCCGUGGAGGUGUGCUCCAUCAACAACGGCGGCUGCUACUCGCUCGCCACCUGCACCGCCGUGCCAGGCAGCUCUCUGCCCAUCUGCACGUGUCCGCCCGGCUACUUUGGGAACGGCUACGGCCCCAACGGCUGCGUGGCGAGCAGUGGCAACUGCAACCCCAACCCCUGCGUGCACGGCCACUGCAUUGAGCAGACGACGGGCUUCGUGUGCGCGUGCGAAGCGGGCUGGAGCGGCACCAUCUGUAACCAGAACAUCAACGAGUGUGCCAGCAGCCCCUGCCUCAACGGGGGGACCUGCGUGGACGGCACCGACUCCUACACCUGCACCUGCACCAGCAGCUGGACGGGCACCAACUGCCAGACGCCCACGCAGGUGUGUGGCGGGUGGCUGUCGGGCCCCGCCGGCUCGUUCAGCUACCCCACCACUCCGGGCUCCGAGAGCUACGACCACCAGGUCAGCUGCGCCUGGGUCAUCGAGGUGGCAUCCAAUCAGGUGGUGCGCAUCACGUUCCCGUUCUUCCACCUGGAGGGAGGCUCCACCUGCCAGUUCGACUGGCUGCAGAUCCACGACGGCAGCUCCGCCUCGACCCACAUGCUGGGGAAGUUCUGCGGGACGACGGUGCCCAGCGAGCUCAUCAGCUCGCACAACACGCUCUACUUCUGGUUCCGCUCGGAUCACUCCAUCAACGCUGGCGGAUUCACCGUCGUGUGGGAGUCCCGCGCGCCCCUUUGCGGCGGCGAACUUUUGGACAACUACGGGGACUUCUCGUCGCCCGGUUACCCCGGGAACUACCCACCGAACCGCGACUGCUUCUGGACGGUGUCGGUCUCUCCCGGACUCCUCAUCACCUUCGCGUUCGGCGCGCUGCACCUGGAGACCCACCCCGACUGCAACUACGACUUUCUGGAGAUCCGAGACGGCCUCCAGGAGUCGGACCCCGUGCUGGGCCGCUUCUGCAGCUCGGGGAACCCCCCGCCCGUGCAGAGCACGGGGCCCAGCGCCCUCGUGCACUUCCACUCGGACGGCAGCGUCAGCGACCGCGGCUUCCACGUCACAUACACCACCUCGCCGUCGGACCCGGGCUGCGGAGGAACGUACACGGACAGCGAUGGGGUGCUCAUCUCGCCCAACUGGCCCAACCCCUACCCACACAACCGGCAGUGCAUCUACCUGGUGCGGCAGCCCGUGGGGGAGACGGUGGCGCUCACCUUCACCGACAUGCAGCUCGAGGGGCACAGCAGCUGCGCCUUCGACUUUGUGGAGGUGAGAGAUGGAAACUCCGAGUCGGCGCCUCUGAUCGGGAAGUACUGCAGCAGCGACAUCCCGGCACCCAUCACCUCCUCCUCGUACAGCCUGUGGCUCCGCUUCAAGUCCGACCACUCCGUGACCCACGCCGGCUUCCGCGCGCUCUACCAAGUCGCGUGCGGAGGACAGUUCAGCGGAAUGGGAGAGAUCCGCACCCCGUACCACCCCAACGCGUACCCGCACGGGCGCACCUGCGAGUACAUCAUCUCGCAGCCACAGGGCAAGUCGGUGACGCUCAACUUCCUCACCUUCGACAUCGAGAACGCCAGCGACUGCAGAUACGACUACGUCGAGAUUCGGGAUGGAGGCAGCGAGGACGCUACCCUCAUCGGCCGCUACUGUGGCACUGGGCUGCCCCCACCGGCUCAGUCCACGCAGAGCCUGCUCUACGUCAAGUUCGUGACCGACGCUUCGGUGGCCAACAAUGGCUUCACGGCACAGUACGACGAGUCCCGUGAGUCCGUCACGUGCGGUGCCACCUACACGGCCCAGCAGGGCACCGUGUCGAGUCCCGGCCACCCGACCCCGUACCCGCACGGCGCCAACUGCACGUGGCACGUCGCGGUGCAGCCCGGCUUCAUCGUGCGCCUCACCUUCACCACCUUCACGCUCGAGUACCACCAGAACUGCGCCUACGACUACGUGGAGCUCUACGACAACAGCACCACGGCCAGCGAGAGCCUCAUUGGCAGGUUCUGUGGCCGCUCGAUACCUCCCUCCAUCACCACCACCACCAACGUGCUCACCAUCCUCUUCGUGGCCGACGCCAGCAUCAGCACCGAGGGCUUCUCGGCCUCCUACGUGGCACUCAACGCAUCCACAACGUGCGGACAGGUGUUCACCGACCCGUCUGGCGUGAUGACGUCGCCCAACUACCCGGCAAACUACCCCGGCUACCGGGAGUGCAUCUACACCAUCACGGUGGGGGCUGGCCGCCAGAUCGCCCUCAACUUCACCGACUUCCUGCUCGAGGGGCCUGGCAACGGCAACUGUCCUUUUGACUACCUCGAAAUCAGGAAUGGUGGCUACGAGACGUCUCCGCUGGUGGGGAAGUACUGCGGUACGAGCGCACCGCCCCUCCUCCUGUCGCACGGGAACAAGCUGUGGUUCAAGUUCAGGACGGACGGCUCCGUGGAGGCUCGAGGAUUCUCGGCUCACUGGGACGGCACGGCCACGGGCUGCGGAGCGACGCUGACGGGCGCAACGGGAAGCUUCACGUCCCCCAACUACCCGCUGCCCUACCCGCCCAACGAAGAGUGCUACUGGCUGAUCCGCGCCUCCGCCGGCAGUCGCCUGCGCCUGACCUUCGCCGACUUCCACCUGGAGUCGCACGGGAGCUGCGCUUAUGACUACCUCGCCGUGUUCGACGGCUCGAGCGCGAAUGCGCCGCAGCUCGCCAACCUGUGCCACGACGGCAUCCCGCCGCCCAUCGAGAGCAGCGGCGACCACAUGUACGUGAAGCUGCGCACGGACGGCUCCAUCAGCGCCGGAGGAUUCUUCGCCACCUACACCCAGGUCUGCCAGGGCACGGUGAUUGUGAACCGCACACGUGGCCAUUUGGAGAGCCCCAACUUCCCCAACGUCUACCCGCACAACAGCAACUGUAACUGGCUCAUAUCGGCCACCUUGGGGAACACCGUCAACUACACCUUCAUCACCUUCCAGCUGGAGCACGUCUUCUUUGACUACGUGGAGCUCUUUGACGGCUCUGACGGCUCAGCGCCGCUCAUUGGCAGGUUCGGCGGCACGGAUCGACCCCCGGCCGGCCAGACCACGGGCCAGCACCUCUACACCACCUUCGUCACCGACUCCUCCGUCGCUUACAGCGGAUUCCAGAUGAGCUGGUACCAAAACGGCUGCGGGGGAGACCUCACGGGACCGAGCGGAGAGUUCAACAGUCCCGGCUACCCGAACAACUACCCCAACAACCGCGAGUGCCUCUGGUUCCUGGAGACGUCGCAGGGCAGCAGCGUGCAGCUCACCAUCGACGUGUUCGAGGUCGAGAGCCACCCCAACUGCAACUACGACGUCCUGGAGGUGUACGGGGGUCCCGACCUGAGCUCGGUGCGACUGGUCCAGCUGUGCCACUCGCAGCCGCCCGGCCAACCUCACCACGUGAGCAGCACAGGCAACCACAUGGUGGUGCGCUUCAAGACCGACGUGUCCGUCAGCAAGAAGGGAUUCCACGCCUCCUGGCAGGAGAGGCCUGGAGGCUGCGGCGGCAACGUGAGCGCCCCGAGCGGAGAGAUCCACUCGCCCAAUUACCCGCAGCCGUACGGCACCAACGUCGACUGCUCAUGGCUCGUGUCGGUGGCACACAAUCACCGCGUGCAGCUCGCCUUCAACACCUUCGACCUGGAGACGCACAGCAACUGCAACUACGACUACGUCGCUGUGCACGACGGCAGCAACGAGCACGCGCCGCUACUGGCGAAGCUGUGCGGCACGGCGCUGCCGCCGGCGCUCGCCGCCACGGGGAACGUGCUGUUCGUGCGCUUCCGCUCCGACGGCAGCGUGCAGCGGCACGGCUUCAGCGCCUCCUUCAGCACCGGGUGUGGGUACAGGAUCAUCGCGGACGCCGUCGGUGGUGCCGUCACCUCCCCGCUGCACCCACACAACUACCCCAGCAACCAGAACUGCAGCUGGAUCAUCGAGGCGCACGAGAACUUCGGCCACGUGACCGUGUCGUUCACGGAGAUGGACAUCGAGAACCGCGGCGCCAACUGCAGCACGGACCACCUGGAGGUGCUGGAUGGUGACAAUCCGUGGGCCCCGUCAGUGGCGCGGCUGUGCGGCCGCGACCUGCCGGCGCCCAUCACCUCGCACGGCAACGCCCUUCACCUUAACUUCGUGUCGGACAACGUGCUGGAGGGUGCAGGAUUCCGCCUCGUCUAUGGCGCCUCCUACUCAGCGUGCGGAGGGACGUUCCAUGGGGAGACCGGGGCCUUCAACAGCCCCAACUACCCUGAGCCGUACCCCUCUGACACGGAGUGCACCUGGGUGCUGCAGAGCUCUCCCGGAAACCGCGUGCAGCUCACCUUCAGGUUCUUCCAGCUGGACGGCCCGACGGCCUGCGGGGCCGAGGGCGACGGGGACCUCGUGGAGGUGCGCGAGAACAACGCGACGGGGCCGCUGGUCGGGAGGUUCUGCGGCGCGAGCCUGCCCCCCGACUACACGCUGGUGGCGAGGCACGUGCUCUGGGUCAAGUUCGUGUCCAACGGCCACGGCAACGGCGCCGGAUUCAUGGCCGAAUUCUCUCACCAGUUCGGGAACGACAUCACGGGCACCAGCGGGCAGGUGGCGUCGCCUUUGUGGCCGCGCACGUACCCGCACAACGUGGACUACCGCUGGACGAUCCGCGCGGGCGACGCGAGCGAGCGAGUGCACAUCACCUUCUUGGAGAUGGACAUCGAGGACUCCACUGUCUGCACCUACGACAAGCUCUCGGUGCACAACGGGCUUGACUCGAGCGCGCCGCUCCUCGGGACGUUCUGCGGCUUGACGCCGCCCGGCCCCCUGCGCAGCACGGGCAGCAGCAUCAGCCUCUUCUUCCACACGGACUCGUCCGUCGCCGGGCGAGGCUUCCUGGUUGAUUGGCGCGUCUUCCCGGGCGACAUCGAUCCCUCUGUGCCACCCACCAUUACCCCUGGUGCGUGCGGUGGCGAGCUGGCGGCGGGCGACGCGGCGAGGGCCAUCUUCUCGCCGGGCUGGCCCGGGGAGUACGAAGACAACCUGGGCUGCGCGUGGGUCAUCCAUGCGCCGCAGGGCCACAGCGUUCAGCUCGACGUCCUCUUCAUGGACAUCGAGAUGCACGGAUCCUGCUUGUACGACUACCUGGGCGUGCAUGAUGGCGACAGUCUCAGCUCCCCCAGGCUGGCCCGGCUGUGUGGCCGGGACCCUCCGGGCCCCCUGCACUCCACGGGCAGGUCCAUGUACCUCUACUUCUACAGCGACGUUCACACGCGCGGCCUGGGCUUCAACGCCACCUUCCGCAGCGGCUGCGGGGGCCGCUACAACGUCGACCAGGGCGUUAUCACGUCGCCCGGCCGCCCCAGCAACUACCCACCCAACAGCGACUGCGUGUGGCACGUGACGGCCAGUCCCGGCUACGUCAUCUCCACCAGCUUCACGCCGCCCUUCCAGGUGCAGGGCACCGGGGUCAACUGCGCCGGAGACUUCUUGGAGCUGCGCAACGGCGCGAACGCGACCUCGCCGCCCCUGGCGUCGUCCGGCGACGGCACGGGUCGCUACUGCGGCAACAGCCCCCCGCCCACCCUGAGCACGACGGACCGCGACCUCUACGUGCACUUCCACUCGGACGGCGGCGCGGAGAACCACGGCUUCGAGAUGCGCUUCCAAGCGCACGGCGCUGGCUGCGGCGGCGUCCUCAGCCUCACGCACCAGAGCCCAAGCAGCACGGUGACGUCGCCCAACCACCCCAACAACUACCCCCAGAACAUGGACUGCGUCUGGAUCAUCACGGCGCCGUCCGACGAGGCCAUCCAGCUGGACUUCGUGGAGCCCUUCUACAUCGAGCCCCACCAGAACUGCGUGUACGACUACCUGGAGGUGAGGGACGGCGGCAGCAACGACGCGCCGCUCAUCGCCCGCCUCUGUGGCUCCCAGAAGCCCUCGACGCAGAAGUCGAGCGGCAACGUGAUGCGGCUUCGCUUCCGCACAGACUCCAGUGUCACCCACCCCGGCUUCAAUGCCCGCUACUCCCUUGCGACGUGCGGCGGCACGGUCGUGGGCCAGAGUGGCCACGUCAUCAGCCCCAACUACUUGGUGGGCGAGUACCCCAACAACCUGAACUGCGAGUGGCAUGUGGAGGCGCUCACGGGCCACUACCUCAUCCUCACCUUCACCCACAUGGCCCUACAGAGCUCUGUCAGCUGCUCGCAGGACUACGUGGAGAUCCGCGAGUACAACUCCACCGGCCUGCUGCUGGGCCGCUUCUGCGGGCAGAACCUCCCCGCCGUCAUGGAGACGUCCGACAGCUUCGCGCACGUUCGCUUCGUGACGGACGGCGCCGGGGGCGGGGACGGCUUCGUCCUUAACUUCCGGUCGAGCGUGGACGAGUGCGGAGGGGACCUGGCGACCCCGACGGGCACCAUCACGUCGCCCAACUACCCGAACCUGUACCCGCACAGCCGCGUGUGCGAGUGGCGCAUCACGGUGCCGCUGGGCCGUCGCGUCACGCUCACCAUCCACGACUUCCUCACCCAGGACCAUCCCAACUGCGCCAUCGACUACCUGGCGGUGUACAACGGGCUGCGCGAGAACUCGCCGAAGGUGGCGCAGCUGUGCGGGGACGUGGCCUCCGGCACGCGCGUGCAGUCAUCCGGGAACACGAUGCUCGUGCGCUUCCGCACCGACGCCCACAGCUCCAGCACCGGCUUCCGCGCCACCUACCACUCGGACGAGGAGGCCGUGUGCGGGGGCCUCCUGUCCAACCCCGCCGGCGGGAAUUUCACGUCGCCCGGCUACGACGGGCAGACCAACUACGUCGCCAACCUGAACUGCGAGUGGACGAUCGAGAACCCGCGGCACGCCAACUCCUCCAUCUACAUCGAGUUCUUCGACUUCAAGCUGGAGCACCACCAGACGUGCGAGUGGGACUACAUCGAGUUCCGCGUCGACAGCGGGAGCGGGGAGCUGCUCACGCGCCUCUGCGGGCAGUCGGCGCCCGCCGUGCCGUUCGUCAUGGCGGCCCCCCAGCUGUGGGUCCACUUCCUGUCCGACCCCUUCGUGGAGGACAGGGGCUUCGCGGCGCGAUACGUCUUCACGGACUGCGGAGGUCUGCAGAUUGCCGAGAGUGGGGAGAUCUCCAGCCCCAACUUCCCCGCUCCGUACGGGAACAAGAACCGCUGCGCCUGGAUCUUGGAGGCUCCACUGGGCCACACCAUCACCCUCACCUUCACGACGUUCCACCUGGAGCCACACACCACCUGCUUGUGGGACGCCGUCUCCAUCUUCAACGGCGGCGCGCCAAGCUCGCCGGUCAUCGGCCACUACUGCGGCACGGCCGGGCCCGGCACGAUCCGCUCCGGCUCCAACAAGCUCGCCAUCCUCUUCAGCUCCGACAGCAGCGUGGUGGCCGCAGGCUUCCACGCUGUGUGGGACACCGACUCGGCCGGGUGCGGAGGGAUCAUCCACGCGGAGGACGGCAGCAUCAAGUCUCCGGGCUGGCCGAACCCCUUCCCUGCCGACUCGGAGUGCACGUGGACGCUCGUGUCCCACGAGAGCCAGCACCUGACGCUCACCUUCGACCCCAAUUUCAACAUCCCCACCUCCGACUCCUCCUGCAGCUCCAGCCACGUGCAGGUGUGGAACGGGCGGCGUGAGACGGACGAGUCUCGCCUGCUGCUGGCGUGCGGCACUACGGCGCCCAGCCCCGUCGUGGCGCUGGCGAACCGGGUCACGGUGCGCUUCCAGGCCACGGGCGCCGCCACCGCCGCCGGAUUUUCCGCCUCCUUCUCCAGCAGCUGCGGAGUGACCCUCGACGAGCCCCAAGGUCAGAUCCUGUCGCCGAGCUACCCGGCGCACUACGGCGACAACCUCGACUGCCACUACCUCAUCAACCCCGGCAACGACUUCACCAUCAUCCUCUCUUUCCAGACCUUCCAGGUCGAAGGUCACUCGACGUGCGCCUACGACUUCCUGAAGGUGUACGGCGGCACGUCGGAGAGCGGGCAGCUGCUCGCCACGCUGUGCGGCCUCACCAUUCCCGGCGUGGUGUCGGCGCACGGCCCCAUGUUCCUGCACUUCCACUCCGACCCCUUCAUCGAGGACAACGGCUUCCUCGCCGCCUACCAGGCCAUACCUUGUGGAGGGUCAUUCACGAACCCGUCGGGAUUCAUCAGCAGCCCGACGUUUGGGCAGGUCAACUACCACAACAACAUGAACUGCUCGUACCACAUCCAGGUGGCGGAGGAUCGCAUCGUUAACCUCAAGUUCAACUACAUGCACCUGGAGGCGCACUCGCAGUGCCGCUACGACUACGUGGCCGUGUACGACGGCGCCGACACCUCCGCGCCACUGCUCGGCACCUUCUGCGGCACCGAGGUUCCCCUGCAGCUGCACAGCUCCGCCCGGGACAUGUUCCUGCUCUUCGUGACGGACGCCUCCGUCACCGCCGGCGGCUGGCAGGCGGCGUACCGCACCACGCUCGGCCCGGCGCAGGGCUGCGGAGGGAUGCUCACGGGCGACACAGGAGAGCUCAGCUCACCGGACAUUAACGGCGACGGGCAGUAUGAGAAUGACCUGGACUGCCGCUGGACCGUGUCCGUGGAGCCGAACAAUCUCAUCACGCUCACCUUCAGCGCCUUCGAGCUCGAGUCGGCUAUCCAGGACACCUGCCACUACGACUACGUCUCCGUGUUCGACGGAGAGAGCGCGCUGUCCCCCAUGGUCGGCCGGUACUGCGGUUCAAUCGUGCCGCUGCCCAUCACCUCCUUCAGCAACUUCCUGCACAUCCACUUCCGCACCGACAGCUCGGUGCAGCGCGCCGGCUUCCACGCCACCUACCAGACGAGCGCCAGCGUGUGCGGCGGCGUGAUGAACGCGACGGCGCAGGCGCAGACCGUGACGUCGCCCGGCUUCCCCGACGCGUACCCCACGGAGUCGCGGUGCCGCUGGACGCUGGACGCUCCGGCGCAGGAGAGCGUGCGCGUCACCGUGACGGCGUUCAGCCUGCCGGCGCACCAGACCUGCUCCAACGACUACUUCGAGAUCCGCGACCAGCCCAUGGGAGACUAUGGACAGGUCCGCCGUUACUGCGGCACCGACAUGCGGAUCCCUGACUUCUACUCCAUCGGGCGCACGGUGCACCUGGACUUUAAAGUCGACACCUACGAGCCGGGCAAUGGCUUCAGCCUCUCAUUCCAGACUGCAGGCUGCAGCCGCGAGUACAACGCGUCGUACGGGUACUUGGCGAGCCCCGGCUGGCCGGCCGUCUACCCCCACAACAUGGACUGCACGACGGUGCUGCGCGCGCCGGCGGGCAGCCUCAUCUCGCUCUUCUUCAGCGCGUUCACGCUCGAGGCGCACCCCAACUGCGAGUUCGACUUCCUCGAGGUUCACAACGGCAGCGACGUGACAGCACCCUCGCUGGCGAAGCUGUGCGGCGCAGGGCUGCCCGACCCCGUGUUCCCGCGUGCCGACGUGCUCUUCCUGCGCUUCGUCAGCGACUUUUCGCAGGCGCUCAACGGCUACGAGAUCACCUGGACGUCAUCGCCCGCAGGCUGCGGGGGCAUCCUGCACGGAGACCACGGAUCGUUCACGAGCCCCGACUUCCCGGGCACCUACCCGAACAACUCGACGUGCGAGUGGCUCCUGGAGGUGGCCGUGCACCGGCGCGCCACGCUCCGCUUCCCCGUGUUCCACGUCGACGACCCAGGCGACUGCGAGCGCAACUACCUGAUGGUGCACGACGGGCCCAGCAUGAGCUCGCCUCCCGUGGGCACCUUCUGCGGCCAGAACGACAACAUCGCGGACUUCACUUCGUCUGGCUACCAGCUCUUCGUCCGCUUCCAGGCGGAGGGCUCCUCCGUGCCGGCAGGGUUCCGGCUCACGUGGACCAGCUCCUGAGAUGACAGAGACGGCGAUCACCACCCCUAGCGCCGUCCGUCAUCAUCACAACCACCACCAUCAUAACCACUGACCGCCGCCACCAUCAUCAUCAUCAUCACGAUCAUCAACCCACGCCGCCACCAUCACCAACAUCACCAGCACCACCACCAUAACUACGAUCUUCAACGAGCCCACUGCCGUCAUUCUGAUUACUACCACCACUACCACCAUCAUCAUCAUCGCAAUCACCACUGCCCAGACCGACGUCACCACCUCCACCAUACACACGCACGCGCGCAUUCGUGCGAGCCGACACGUGCAGCCACCUCCUCACAAGGGCACGGCACGCCCGGCCGUGCCACCCUGCACGUGGCGCAAGCUUUAGGAGGGUGUAAUACUUUCUGUAAAUAUUAAAUCCGCAAGAGAAUCGUGAUUGUGUUGAAUUUUAAAACAACUCCUCAUCCCUACCUCCCCCCCCUCCCUUUUUUUUUGUACAAACUCUGCGGCCUUUGAAUCCACAAUCUCUGUCUGCAAGCCCCCCGCCCAAACGACGCUUGCACACACCGCGAUCCCAGCGAGCAGUGCGAUAGCCGCUGAGCCGCUGAGCGCACGGACCACGCAGUUCAAAUCCCUUCACCGCCAUCAUGGAUCACUCGACGAUUUUCACGGUUGGCUACGUAUGGCGCGAAAGAAGUUCAGCACGCGUGCACAUGCAUACAAUUAAUAAACAUUAAACAGCUGUGCAAUCUGCUGUUGUGAGCGCG
Molecule: messenger RNA, 12965 nt
Organism: Petromyzon marinus (sea lamprey)
Lineage: Eukaryota; Metazoa; Chordata; Hyperoartia; Petromyzontiformes; Petromyzontidae
Source: RefSeq, a predicted model, not a curated record